AAGUUAGGGACAUGAUUGUUAAGUGAAACUGGCCUCCCCAUUGACUUUUCUUGUCAGAAGGUCGCAAAAAGGGAUCAGAUGACCUUGGGGCACUGCAGCCUUCAUAAAGAGUCAGUUGUCAAGCAUCUGAAUUUUGAUCACUGACUAGGGGACGCGGCAAUGGUAGUAAAUGAAAAAAGUUAUGUCACUUUUUUCAGUGCCCUUUGUAACUUUGAAUGGUCACUAAAUGAACUCUUGUAAGUUGAGGACUACCUGUAUUUGUACAGUUUUCAAGUGGGCAACAUUUUGUGUAUGCAUUCUAGCUAUUGAUAAUUACAUUUUUAUCCUACCUUUAUUUUAUAAAUAACUCAAGAUGGGGAACAUACCUAAUACUACUACUAUUAUUUUCCCUACAACAACAAACUGUUAGAUAGAUUAGGCUGAGAGUGUGUUGACGGGCCCAAAUUCACUCAGCCAACUUUCAGGACUAAAACAGGACUAAAACACAAGUUCUGUUUCUAGCCUAGUGCCUGAACCACUACGCCAAUUUGACUGAAUUGGUACAACAAUUCUAGUGAGUUGUUAUAUUAGUAUUGCCUAUGAUUAAAAAUAAGAGGCCUGACAUGAAGAGAUCCUGUGAUCUCAUAGUUCAUAUAUCUGCUUUAUAUAUCUAUACUGCCCUCUUCAAACCUGGAAUAGGUGAUUAAUUUUGAAUAAUCGGACUACUGGUAUAUAUACUAAUUUGACAGGAAUCCACCUGAACAUGAAGAUAUUUAGACCUGUUUAGAUUUCUUUAGGAUUGUGAUGUUUGUCUCCUGCCAAUAUAGCAACCCUUUAGCAACUGAAUGGCGAAGAUUGCAAUUUCAUCUGCAUUUGUAAUGUUUUUAAAUGUUUUUUUUUGUGAUAAUAGUAUAUAUAUAUUUCUAAAUUACUAUAGGCUUUCAUCAUGACUUCCAUCUCUUGAAAAAUCACUGGAAUCAAAACCAUCUUUAUAUACUGCUUUUAAUUCUCCCAGUGGAAAGGUCUUUUAAAAAACCUUCUUGCUCUUUCUUGCAAUAUCUUGGAGGCAUAAUACCAUAGUAUUAUUAAAACCUAACCAAAGUAAGUAUGUUUUGCAUGAUAAGUUGCUUUUUUGUGUAGUUAAUUCCAAAAGCUUAUAGCAAAAGUCAAUAUUCCAAAUUACCUGGGCCCUUACAUCCAUUUCUGACUUUUUAGAUCAAAAUCAUAUUUAGCUUUUUGCUGUUUAUUUCAAAAAAGUUAUGUUCUUAACCUUGUAAUUAAUUUGUUUGUUCAGAGUUGAAAAUAAACCCACCCAAUGAAGACUUUUCAACUGCUGUCAUUCCAAAGGCUUCUAAUAUCUUCUGAAAUACUUCAGAGUAUUUCUGAAAGUCAUUAGAAAGGGAGAUUUGUAAACGUAGAGUCCUUUACAAGGUUUCGCCAUGAUUGUGAACAAGAUGGCUAAUUCCUUUGUCUCCCAGAACUCAAACACAUGGGCAAUGAUGUCCUGCUGUCUCUUCAUGAAGAGCAGUUGUCCUGAGCAUAAUGUGAGUGAUCUCUUGUCCUUUCCUUAUCCAGAGAAGUUCCAAGGAGAUAGUCACAGAGCUGUCUGUGAAAGAGUUCACCAUACUUCUCCUGGAAGCCAUUUUCUUUCCUAUUUUGAUAGAUUUUUCAUUAGUGCAUAAAUCUAUUUUGGAUUGGUAGAUGAUAAAAAAUUCUGCUUAUUGUGAACUAGAACUUAAGAUGCUUGGCUUGUUAGUUGUUCAAGACCUGAGCACAAGAUAGGGCGAGUUCCCAUCCUCGCCCCAGCUCCCGCCAACCUAGCAGUUUGAAACAUGCAAAUGUGAGUAGAUAAAUAGGUACCACUUUGGUGGGAAGGUAACAGUGCUCUGUGACAUCAUCCUGGCCACAUAACCGUGGACAUUUCUUUGCUUUGACAGUGCUGGCUCAAUGGCUUUGAAAUGGAGAUGAGCACUGCUCCCUAUAGUCAGCAAUGACUAGUGGAAUAAACUCUGCAAGGACUCCUUUACUUUACGUUUUCAAUAACACAACAUUAUUUUGUGCUUUUCUUCAUUUUGGGAUACGCUACUGUAGCUGUAGAGUAGCUACAGUGUUAUAUCUCGUUAUGUUUAGCCAGUUAUCUCAGAUUCUUGACACCCCAUAAUUCGCCAUAUUUGCGCUUCUCCUCUGGUCUCAUCUUUUCUUUAUUAUAGCCAUGGAAGAAGCCAGCACUGUGGAGGAAGGGGAAGUGACCUCAGGGAUGCAAUCCUUGGCAGUAGAAGAUGGGCCUGGUCCGGAUUUAGCUUCUGCCACUGAGGAACAAGAUGACGCUGCCAGAGAAACUGAGGGGGAAUUAUCAGGCAAGGGAGAAGAAUCUGCUGAAGAGGAUUGGUGCAUCCCCUGCAGUGAUGAGGAGCUGGAUUCUCCAGAUAACUGGAUGCCUGAACCCAAGGAGAUCCGUCGUUUAUAUGAGCUCAUUGCUGAGCAUGGGACUCUGGAGAUUCAGGCCGAAAUCCUCCCUCGGCGCAACCCAACCCCAGAGCCUGACAGUGAAGAUGAGGAUAAAUCUGAUGGACAAUCUGAACACCAAGAAGAAGAAGAGGAGGAGAAGCCUCAUGUGCCUACUGAAUUCGACUUUGAUGAUGAGCCUGCCACUCCCAAAAGCUCCUUGAUUGAUCGACGGAGAACUCCUGGCACGGUAGCUAAGAGUCAGAAAAGAGAAGCUCGCCUGGACAAGGUGCUGUCAGACAUGAAGCGCCACAAAGUGCUGGAGGAGCAAAUUAUGAAGACCGGCUGUGACCUCUUCGACCUUGAUUCAGAUGAUGUACCCACUCCAAAACGGCCCUCUGGUCUCUUCCUUCGUCAGCGCAAAUACUAACAAUAAUGAAGAAGAUAAGCCGAGAGAGGAGGAUGGAAUGGAACUAUGGGUGCAGAUACAAGGGGAAGGAACUCCUGCCUUACCCCAUUAGUACCCUGGACUUAGACUCUGAUCCCAUACGGGUUGCUGGAGGUGCUUGCUUUCAUGUUUCUGGGUGUAAUAAAACUCUGUGAGUUUGCUUUUAAUUUAA
This is a messenger RNA of Thamnophis elegans (Western terrestrial garter snake), 3044 nucleotides long. RefSeq names its product PAXIP1 associated glutamate rich protein 1 (gene PAGR1). The record is from RefSeq and is a predicted model, not a curated record. Lineage: Eukaryota; Metazoa; Chordata; Lepidosauria; Squamata; Natricidae. The transcript has 3 exons. The coding region runs from base 2192 to 2854 and encodes 220 amino acids.